Messenger RNA from Stegastes partitus (bicolor damselfish), 2511 nucleotides. RefSeq names its product PDZ domain-containing protein 7-like. The record is from RefSeq and is a predicted model, not a curated record. Gene Ontology annotation, molecular function: protein binding. Gene Ontology annotation, cellular component: cilium; stereocilia ankle link complex; stereocilium tip. The transcript is spliced from 15 exons. Gene Ontology annotation, biological process: auditory receptor cell stereocilium organization; sensory perception of sound. Lineage: Eukaryota; Metazoa; Chordata; Actinopteri; Pomacentridae. The annotation marks the transcript as partial.
AUGGCUCACUCGUCAGACCCGUCCCGCAGGGAGAAGCACCCCGGGACCCAGGGGUCACACACGGCUACUCGCAACCUCCUACGGAAGAAGGAGCAGCGCCGGCGUGGAAUCCGAUCCUCCUCACCCAUGGGUCGGGUCAUCCUCAUCAACUCUCCCGUGGACGGUGGAGACGACAGCGAGGACCUUCAUACGAUCACCGUGGACAAGAGUGUCGACGGCAAACUCGGCUUCAGUGUCCGCGGAGGCUCAGAACAUGGACUCAGCAUCUUUGUCAGCAAGGUGGAGGACAACAGCACGGCAGAGGAUGCAGGCCUGCUUGUAGGAGACAAGCUGGUGGAGGUGAACGGCAUCAGCCUGGAGAGCAUCACCAUGAGCAGCGCCGUGAAGGUCCUGACGGGCAACAACCGGCUCCGGAUGGUGGUGAGGCGAGUCGGCAAAGUCCCCGGCAUCCGCUACUCCAAGGAGAAGACCACCUGGGUGGACCUGAUACACAGGCGGAUGGUGGUGGAGGAGAGCGGUCGGACGCCUUCGGAGGCCAGCUCAGGCAGCGCCCUCCGAAGGAUCGUCCACCUUUACACCACCUCGGACGACUACUGCCUGGGCUUCAACAUCCGCGGGGGGAAGGAGUUCGGUCUGGGCAUCUACGUCUCCAAACUGGAUCCAGGCGGUCUGGCUGAGCAAAACGGAAUAAAGAUGGGGGACCAGAUCCUGGCUGCCAACGGAGUGAGCUUCGAGGACAUCAGCCACAGCAGUGCAGUGGAGGUGCUGAAGAGCCACACUCACAUCAUGCUGACCAUCAAGGAAGCAGGACGAUACCCUGCCUAUAAGGAGAUGGUGGCAGAAUAUAGGUGGCUCAAUAAAUUGGCAAACGGUGUUCAGAAAUCUUCCUCCCAGGGUUCAGACUCCAACUCAUCAGCCUCCUCGCUGUCCUCGGGGACGCCGGUCAGCUCUCUGAGCGGCUUAUCGCAGGUCAUGUUCCCUCCCAGCCUCCCGUUUGGUUCAGACAUGGUGGACGUCUGCAUCUCCACCGAGGACCAGAGGUCCGAGUCGGAGCGAACUGAAACCGCCAUCCAGACGGACCUUCCCUCUCAGAGGACGGCCGCAGACACGACUCGCAGCCUCGGACCGACAACUCUGCUCAAAGACACGGUGAUUCGCGGAGAGGACGGCGACGGGAGGAAAGAGUCGACCAAGACGGCGGUGCUUCUGGCUCUCAGCAGGCCGAGCCGACCCAUCAGCAGGUCGCAGAGCCAAGUCACAGUGGCAGAGAUCAAGCAGAAGAAGGAGAAGAAGCAGAAAGGGAAGGACCCGGAGGAGAAGAGCACCCUGCAGCGCUCCAAGACCUUCGUUAACCUGCUGUUCAAAGGAGGACGCAAGAGAGACACCUCCAGAGGACGCUCCAAGUCUCCGUCUGUGGAAAAGGCUGGCAAAGAGGGACGACGUGCCGGUGCGAUGCCAAAUUCAGAGAUGCUGGGAGUGGUGGAGGACAUGGCCCGCAGGCUGCUGACGGAGGAGGAGGUGGCCGAAGUGAUGAAGACGUGCCGACGGUACGUAGCAGAACGCUCAGUGGAGAACCUGAUACGCCACCUGCUGGUUGUUCUGGACCGACCGGAAAAGUUGCUGCUGCUGAGAGAAGUCAGAAUGCUGCUUCCUCCUUCUGAUCUGAGUCUUUUCAAUAACAUGGUGACUGCGAUCGAAGUGGAAGCCUACGACAUCCUCAAGUACCGAUCAAUUCGAACUCCUCCUCUUCGUUCUCCCACUUCUGGUCGAGCACCCAAACGGCGCCUCAUCACCCCCAUCCCAGAUUACAGAGGAGGCUUUGAGCUCCACAGUGCCGAGGAGGUGGAGAAAGAGAGCCACCUGCUGGAGGAGCUGGAGAAACUGAGCGUGACAGGGCAGCGGGGCUCCAGGGAGAGACCCCAGACCUCCAGGUCCUUCACGCCUCUGCUGGACAUACCGGUGGACGGAUACAACACAGAGUCCAGAGACCUCAGACCUCCCGCUGCCAGUCCGAUGCUCCCCAACUGGCUGCUGGCUCGCAGCAGCGACUCCCGGCCUCCUCUUAGGACAGAUAUCGGAACGAUUCGCUCCGUCCACUUCGACGAGGUUUCACUGCACUCCACUUCAGAUACGAACUCAGAAAGGGGACGCCCCCAGUUCAGAAACGGUCACUCUCAAGGCAAAAAAGAGAAAAGCAGCGACAGGAGUAAAGACUCUGUGUUUACGCUGCAGAGCGCCGCUCGCAGGAGUCGGCCCUUGUUGUCGCAGGUGUUUGGCUCAAGCUCUGGUAAGCAGGUGGGAAGUGAACAGAUGAACGGCCAUCAGACCGCUUCUGAGAGCAACGGCACCGAGCCUGAACCGGAGUACGAGCUCCAAACCGUCAGCAUCUCCAAGACCAAGCAGUCUCUGGGCAUCAGUAUUUCUGGCGGGAUGGAGUCGAAGGUUCAGCCGGUGGUGAAGAUCGAGAAGAUCUUUCCUGGAGGAGCUGCCUCCACCUGUGAAGUACUCAAG